Podarcis muralis (Common wall lizard) is the source of this 1046-nucleotide messenger RNA. RefSeq names its product coiled-coil domain containing 167 (gene CCDC167). The record is from RefSeq and is a predicted model, not a curated record. NCBI's taxonomy places the organism in Eukaryota, Metazoa, Chordata, Lepidosauria, Squamata, Lacertidae.
GACUCAGGAGGGAGGCGGAGGAGGAGGAAAGCUGUGCGCAUGUGCAGCCUACCUGUGCAACGUGGAGGGUAAAAAUGCCUAAGAAGCAGGGAGAGCGCGUGGGCGUAGCUCAGGAGAUAGAUACCCUGGAGGAGAAGCUGUCCCAGUGCAGAGAGAACUUGGAAGAGUUGGAUUUUAAGCUACGGAGAGAAGAACUGACUCCUGAGGGAAGAAAGUCACUGGAAAGAGAGAGAAAUCUGCUAGCAACCAAAGCUGAAAAUUAUGAGAAAGAACUGAAAGCACUUCGCCAUGAAAACCGCAAGAAUGCAGCCCUCUCAGUGGCCCUCGUGCUGCUGCUUGUCGUUAUUUACACUUGCUGGACGAUGUAGCAGAUUCUGCCAAGAUCCCCUCAUGACGUGACUGUGAUAACCUCUUCUUUCCCUCACCAGACUGUCUCGAGGGCGUGAUCGGCUUUCCAAGCCAGUGCUCUCUAGACACCUCCAAAUCAUAAUGGCCUCGGCAGUCCCUGCUGUAUGAGGAAAAUUUUGGAGAAGAGGUUGAAGUAUGUUUGGAGCCGUCCCGUUAUUCUGUGGUGAAUAAUCAGUAAUGCUGCCAUUUCCUGUUCUUAAGAAGCCACCUGUGUGUAAUCAGUCCCUCAGAUUGUUUCAGUAGCUCAAGCAUUUUGAAAAUGAAACUUUUGCCACUGCAAAGCUUUUCUCCCAUUCCCCCCAUUCAACAGACACCAAGCCUCUCCCUCUCGUCCUAUUUCCAUGGUCCUCAAUGCCUUCCUUUCCCACUGAGCAGCAUAGGUGGAGCAUCUGGGAAUAGUACAGGGCAGAAGAAUUUCCUGGGGUUGGCAAAGGGCAAAUAAAACUAAUUCCACAAUUUGAAUAAAUACCAUCCUCCCGCUUGGAAGAGGAUCUAUCUUCUGCCUCUUUGCUGUAACUAGGAAAUAAUUGCACCGAGAAUGAAGGCUGUGUUAUAUGUUUAUAAUACUGGGACUCGUGGAACGGUCCAUCUUCCACUGAUCAAAAUGAGCUUGAUAAUAAAUCCUGAUAAUGUCUGUA